AUCAAGGUUAAGUGUUAUUGUCAGCAUGAUUUGCAUAUUUUUUUCAUGUACAGUUCACUUCUUUAAUGUUUGGUAACUAAACAAAAGCAGCUCCUAAAGGUUUCCCAGAAUUUUCAGUUUGUGUUGAAAUUUAUCUCUAGCAUCCUAUUUCUUAUGAGUUGAACCAUAUUUUAGUUGUGCUGAAUUUGUCUGGGUCAUAUAUUCUGUGAUCUGAAUUCUGUUUAUUUUGUGGAGUACUAGACUAUUGGGAUCCGUGACCCAAGUAAAUGAAGUAAUUGUGAAUUGUGAUAAGGCUUUGCUGAGUCAAGCUUAGUCUAACAGAGAUUGGUAACAUAAUGGCCACAUCAGAAGCAAGAGCAACAAGGCAGCAAACAGCUAACUAUCGCUUUGCCCAAGAAGAUUCCAGGAGAGCUCCAAAUUUUUCUUGCUCCCCGUCAUCUUCCUCAAAAUCGGAAUCCGAUGUUUCACCUGAUAGUGCUGCAAAUGGACCUGAUCAUCCCUCCCCAAUGCGCACACCUUAUAAAUCAUAUUCUGAUCCACCAACCAACAUGAGGUGGUGGUUGAACCUGCAGCCGAACUUUGGACACCCCAAAGAUUUUACUCAUGAACAGCUAAAUGCCUUGGAGGCUGAGCUUGAAGUUUUAAGUUCUGGAUUUGUUAAUAAAACUACAAAAAUUAAUGAGGAUCAUCAAACAAAGGAAGAAGUUAAUAAUCAAACUGUUAAAGAAAAUAAUUCUUUUAUGGAGAAACCUUGGGAUUUUUCUGCCAGUUGUUUGAAAAAUGAAAAUAAUACUGGAAUGGGUGAAGUCAAGGAUGUACUCAGUAAUGAUUCACAGAAAACUCUUAAGAAGAAAGACUUGGGGGAGUUCUGGUACUUAGAUGACAAAUUCAUGGGCUUGGAUUCUUUCAACUGCUUGGUCCAUGAACAAGCUAAGAAGCUUUCUUCUGAUCUGGGAUCCGAUUGGGUGGGAGCUGAGAAGACUGAAACCUGGUGGCGCACUGCUGGUCAAGAUGAGUUGGCUUCGUUGGUUGCUCAGAGGUCACUUGAACAUAUUGAGAAUUGUGAUCUUCCAAGGCCACAGGUCAAGCAUUUUAGGAAGGGACCGUCUGCUCAUACAGAGCAUUUCCACCAUGAUGAGAGUUUGGCUUCAUCUUUAGAUCAGACAGUUAAUAAGGGAUUCUCCAAUCUGGAGAACCGUGCAUGGGAAAGUUCCACUACAGAUUACUCACAACAGAAUUCGGACCAGCAUUUCAGCCUCAGUAUUGGUAAUAGUACUACCAAGGUUGAGCCUGACGAUGAUCCUAGCAAGACAGAGUUGUUGGAGGCACUGUGUCAUUCUCAAACACGAGCAAGGGAAGCUGAGAAAGCAGCUGAGCAAGCCUAUGCUGAUAAGGAGCAUGUUGUUACACUCUUUUGCAAACAGGCGUCACAGGUCUUUGCUUAUAAACAGUGGUUCCAAUUGCUGCAGCUGGAGAACCUGUGCCUCCAGCGUAAGAACAAAAACCAACCUAUCUCUGGUCUUUUUCCGUCUGGCUUACCUUGGUUUCCGCACAGGGUCAGACAGACAAAGAAGGAUCAGCACAAGGCUGGAAAGAGAAGGCAUAGUAAACGAAGGAGUGAGAUUAGAAAACGUGCUGUUGCUUUUGCAGUGGGGUUGGGUCUUGCCAGUGCUGGUUUGCUCCUUGGUUGGACCAUGGGAUGGUUGUUUCCAUCUCUUUAAAUUGAUCCUUUAUCAUGGCUGUCAAUAGCACUCAUGCCAUUUGCUAUCAUGCUACGAAUGGAAUUUGCUCUUCAUGUUCAUAAUUGGGCUACAUGGGGAUGCAUGUUUCAGAUUGGUGACUUUUUUUUCAAACUUCUGUAAGUAUUAAUGCAGUUUGGAUUUAUUUACUGUGUAUAUUAAGUACAUAAUUUGUACAAAUUAUGUGACUAGAUAUAGAUAUGUAUAUAAUUGAGUAAAAAAAAUUUAGAUUGGAUUGUCUGUC
This is a messenger RNA of Quercus lobata, 1983 nucleotides long. RefSeq lists its product as uncharacterized. Lineage: Eukaryota; Viridiplantae; Streptophyta; Magnoliopsida; Fagales; Fagaceae. Bases 336 to 1721 code for a protein of 461 amino acids. The record is from RefSeq and is a predicted model, not a curated record. The transcript is spliced from 3 exons.